Messenger RNA from Fusarium coffeatum, 3579 nucleotides. RefSeq lists its product as uncharacterized. The transcript has 8 exons. The record is from RefSeq and is a predicted model, not a curated record. Gene Ontology annotation, molecular function: ATP binding; protein serine/threonine kinase activity; peptidyl-prolyl cis-trans isomerase activity. Gene Ontology annotation, biological process: peptidyl-serine phosphorylation; intracellular signal transduction. Lineage: Eukaryota; Fungi; Ascomycota; Sordariomycetes; Hypocreales; Nectriaceae. Bases 1 to 3579 code for a protein of 1192 amino acids.
AUGUCUGCUGUUCCUGGUCCCGUUUACGGCCUCGAGGUCCCUCCUGGAGAGAUCUUGAUUCCUGCCGCCAUGGAGUUCCCUGCUUCUUUCCGCAUCACCAUGGCUGCUGUCGACCCUACAGAGGAGCCUGAGGCCGAUGGUGAGGGCAACAUCCCCACCGUCCCUCGCUCUACCCUGCGCCUUGUCAAGCGCGCUCUCACUGAUCUCGACGAGGAGGAUGAGGAUGAUGAGGAGAUUGACGACGAGACCUUGAAGGCUCUGCUUGCCGGCUCUGACGACGAGGAGGACUCUGAUGAGGAGGCCAACGGUGGCCCCAGCGACCCCGUCAAGGCCAAGAAGCAGCGACAGGCUGCCGCCAUCAAGAAGCUUCUCGAAUCCGCCCAGGAGGAGGAGUCCGACGAGGAGAUGGAGGAUGCUAAGCCCAACGGCAAGUCCAAGGGCAAGGCUAAGGCCACCGAGGAGGACGAUGAUGAGGACGACGAGGACUCCGACGAUGACAGCGAGGAGGGUGCCGACCUCGAGAACUUUGUCAUCUGCACUCUUGACACCGAGAGGAACUACCAGCAGCCUCUUGACAUCACCGUCAACCACGGCGAGAAGGUCUUCUUCGUUGUCACCGGUUCCCACACUGUUUACCUGACCGGAAACUACAUCAUGGACGACGAUGAGGAUGAGGACUCUGAGGACGAGGACGAGUACGACCUGUCCCCCGAUGAGCUCGAGUACGGCCUCGAGGGUGACGACAGUGACGCCAGCGAUGACCUCGAUGGCCUUGAGGACCCCCGCAUCCAGGAGAUUGAGACUGAUGAGGAGGAGGCCCCCAAGCUUGUUGCUGCCAAGAAGGGCAAGAACAAGCGCGCCGCCGAGGAGGCCGAGGGUCUCGAUGAGCUCAUGGCCAAGGACGAUGCUAAGCUUUCCAAGAAGCAGCAAAAGAAGCUCAAGAACAACCAGGGCGAGGCUGUCGCCGCCGAGGAGAAGAAGGAUGCUAAGAAGGUUCAGUUCGCCAAGAACCUCGAGCAGGGCCCUACCGGUUCCACCGAGAAGGCCAAGCAGGGCAAGGACACCAAGCCUGCCACCGGCGUUAAGGUUGUUCAAGGCGUCACCAUCGACGACCGAACCAUCGGUAACGGCCGCACUGUCAAGAACGGCGAUACCGUCGGUGUCCGAUACAUUGGCAAGCUCCAGAACGGAAAGCAGUUCGAUGCCAACAAGAAGGGUAAGCCUUUCUCCUUCAAGGCCGGCAAGGGUCAGGUCAUCAAGGGCUGGGACAUUGGUGUCGUCGGCAUGGCCAUUGGUGGUGAGCGUCGUCUGACCAUCCCUGCCCACCUCGCCUACGGCUCUCGUGGCCUUCCCGGCAUUCCUGCCAACAGCACAUUGGUCUUCGAUGUCAAGCUCCUGGAGAUCAACAUCAUGGCCCCGGCCCUCCUCAAGAAGGCCAGCCAACAGUUUAUACGUCUUUCUUCAUGUGAUUCAAAACAUGCUUUAGAACCGUCACCGGACUCUGAGGCGAAUGGCCCUGACGGCCUCGAUGUACGGAAACCUGGCAAUGUUGGCUCGAAAAGAUGGGGGAAGCCUUUUCGGAGUGCCCUCAAAAGCCUGAGGAUCAGUGGACGCAGUGUUGUUGAGGUAUCAAAGGACUUGAACACGCCUCCUGGAGAUCAAGUCAGAGCCAUUCAACUGGCGAAAUAUGCCCAAGAACAUGGAUUCGCUCCCAAGAGUCCCCAUACAAAGGAACUACUCCGAAAGUUCCGACCGAACCCCGUGGCCAUGACUUCCAAUUCGACAUUGGUGAUCCGAACUCCUCCAGCAAGGGCACGAAGUUCUUUGCAACCGUUGAACGUCACUCCCUUGAGUGACUUAUCAACUCCUACUUGCUCCGAAGCAAGUGCUAAGCCCUCCUCAGUUCCGGAAGAGUCAACGGCGAAAACAUCAGUCGAAUCGUCUCCCUCACAGCAGGAUAGGGCAACAGCUGAUAGACGAUACAAUAGACGGAAUCCAUGGACACGAUCUAGUCCCGAAGGUCGAGCACUCAGUACCAUUCCGGAAGCUGGCGUAAUCCAAGCUCGACCUACAAUUGCUACUGUAGAGAGAGCCUCCGCUGCCAAGAUCUUCCUCGAGACCCAUUACAACGAGCUCCUUUACAAACCCAAUGCGAGGGCUUUAAGAUUUCAAAGUCUCGAAGCUCAGUUGUGCAACUGCUUGCUAAUAACACCAGAAGACAAAGAGAGAAUUCGAGUGCAGUACAGAAUACAGGAGACCUGCCAUCUGAGGGAGCUACGAACAAUGAAAGCCCAUUGCAUCGCUCAUGACUGGAAGGAUGAAUCUGGACUCUCAGUCAACAAUUACGAGCCAUUGAAGAUUUUGGGCAAAGGAAGUUUUGGAGUAGUUAGAUUGGUACGUGAGAAGGCUGCUCCAGGACAUGCUUUCCCCAGACAGGUAUACGCUAUGAAGGUCAUUCGGAAGUCGGAAAUGAUACGGAACAGCCAAGAAGGUCAUCUGAGGGCUGAGAGGGACUUUCUUGUUGCCUCCGAAGGCUCACAGUGGGCUGUUCCAUUGAUCGCCAGCUUUCAAGACCCAACAAGUCUCUAUCUUGUAAUGGAGUAUAUGCCCGGCGGAGACUUUCUUGGACUACUCAUUCGACAACACAUCUUGCAAGAACCCAUUGCGCAAUUCUACAUUGCAGAGAUGAUCCUUGCUAUGGAAGAGGCCCAUCGAUUGAACUUCAUUCAUCGCGACAUAAAACCAGACAACUUUCUGAUAUCAGCGAGUGGCCACUUGAAGAUAUCUGAUUUCGGACUAGCAUUUGACGACCACUGGUCUCACGACGCAGCAUAUUACAGCACUCAUCGAUAUUCACUGGUGCGAGGACUCGGUAUAAAUGUCACUGGGGAUGAAAUAGAUCAGAAAACCAGCAAGGACAUCUUGAAACAAUUCGAAUGGUACCAGUCCGUUAUGUCUGGACUCGAUCGACAUGCAAGAUAUCCAGUGGGCAAUGAAGAUUUGCGAACUCUCAUCGGUUGGAGAAACCGACACGGUAACCGCACUGCCGCGCGCUCCGUUGUUGGAACUAGCCAGUACAUGGCACCUGAAGUGUCCAUGCCGGCACCAUUCACCCCUAACCUAAAAAGCGACGAUGAUGCACAUUACUUUGACGAGUCUGAACCUUUCGAAGACUGGUCUGAAUCCAUACCCUCCGGCAUAUAUCUCAACACAGAAGACGUGAAAGAGCUACUGUUUGGAUUCGAAGCUCACGUGCAGGAGAAGGCCAUGGGGCUCAUCAAAGUUCCGUUCGAUGCGGCCAAACUUCGAAGUAUGGACCGUGAUAUCGAUGCAGCGACUGACCUUCAGCCUAACGAGAAGGCAACGUUGAAGCAGUUUGUCAGGUUUUACGGCCACAAGGAGCGUAAGCGCCCACGAGACAUGUUGCUUCGGGACAAGAGUACGAAGAAGAUAUCACUGAGGAUUCGAAAAGAAACGGCAUUCAUGGGAUAUACCUGGCGACGAAUGCGACCUGGUGGUUACAUUGAGCAGACGCAGCCAGAGACACCCUCGGUCUCUGAAGUACAAGUUGCAGCCUAA